AGGCCCCACUAGUGGUCCCGUAUCCAUUGACUUUACCAUAAACCUGAAUUGUAUUAAGACACGCUGCUGUGCUUCUCUGGUGGAACUUCAGCCUGUAGCUCCUUCUCACUUCUUGCUGUGAGUUCUUGCUUUUAACAUACACCCAGAUUGCUUUGUGAAAUUAACCUCAUCUCCGUUCUCCUGUAAGUUGGCACAAACGAGAAACCAGUCUGAAAUGGCGUUGAGCACCUCAUCUAUUCCUCCAGCUUCUUUAUGGAAAUAUGAUGUCUUUCUGAGUUUUAGAGGUGAAACACGCAAGAACUUUACGGCCCAUUUAUAUAAAGAACUUCUGGAUCAAGGAAUUACAGAGACAUUCUUGGAUGACACAGAACUUCAAGUAGGAAAACCAAUUUCUGAACUCUUCUCAGCAAUUGCACAGUCAAGAUUUGCCAUCAUUGUGAUCUCUCAAGAUUAUGCUUCUUCAACCUGGUGCCUAAAUGAACUUUUAAAGAUUCUUGAAUGCAUGAAAGCCAGAGGGACAAUUUUACCAAUUUUCUAUUCUGUGGAACCUGCCGAUGUUGGAAAGCAAUUAGGAAGUUUUGUACAAACCUUCACUAAACUUGAAGAAAGGUUUAAGGAUAACAUCAACAAGGUGAAGAGGUGGAGAGAUGCUUUAGGGACAGUGUCUAAAAUCAAAGGGUGGACUACAAAGGAUAGAUAUGAACCAGAGCUCAUCAAAGAAAUUGUUGACAAGGUGCGUACCUUAGUACAUCCUACAUGGUCGGCGCCUGAAGAAAAGCUGGUUGGAAUUGAUUCAACAUUGGAGCAUCUACAUAGGCUUCUAGAUACAGAGUCAGAUGAUGUACGUUUUAUAGGGAUAUGGGGGUUGAGUGGGAUAGGUAAGACAACUAUUGCUGAGAGAACUUGUGCGAGGAUUCUUCAUAAAUUUGAAGGCAGCUGCUUUCUUGACAGAGUUAGAGAUAAGGUUUCUCAAACAGAUGGUCUAAAAAAUCUAAAAAGAGAGCUCCAAAAUAUGCAUCGUAACAGGGAAAUAUUAUUGAAAAUGUUUUGUGGUCCACUAUAUGAACCAGAGCUCAUCAAAGAAAUUGUUGACAAGGUGCGUACCUUAGUACAUCCUACAUGGUCGGCGCCUGAAGAAAAGCUGGUUGGAAUUGAUUCAACAUUGGAGCAUCUACAUAGGCUUCUAGAUACAGAGUCAGAUGAUGUACGUUUUAUAGGGAUAUGGGGGUUGAGUGGGAUAGGUAAGACAACUAUUGCUGAGAGAACUUGUGCGAGGAUUCUUCAUAAAUUUGAAGGCAGCUGCUUUCUUGACAGAGUUAGAGAUAAGGUUUCUCAAACAGAUGGUCUAAAAAAUCUAAAAAGAGAACUUUGCAAGAGCCUUAUGAACAGAAAUAUAGAAGACUGGGCCUUUGAUAUACAAGGCACAAUCAAAAGGCUCUUAUCUCACAAAAAAGUUCUUCUUGUUCUUGAUGAUGUGGAUGAUAAUAGUCAAUUAGAAGAGUUAUGUGGGAACCAAGAUGGGUUUGCUCCAGGGAGCAGAGUCAUUAUUACAGCAAGAAAUGAACAAUUGUUAAGAAGACAUGAUGUGAACAAAACAAUUGAGCUGCAGAAGUUAAAUGACCAAGACGCUCUUCAACUUUUUAGCUUGAAAGCCUUUGGAAGAGAUUAUCCAGAUAAGGGCUAUGUAGCUCUGUCUAAAUGUUUUGUGAGUUAUGCCAAUGGCCUCCCGUUAGCUCUUAAACUCUGGGGAUCAUCUUUGCAUAAAGCAGAUCAAGAUGAAUGGAGAAGUAAAUUGGGUAAACUGAGAGAUAAUUUUGAUGGAAAAAUUCUGGAGAGGCUUAAAAUAAGUUUUGAUGAAUUAGAUGAAGAGGAGAAAAGUAUUUUCCUUGAUAUCGCAUGCUUCUUUACGGGAAAGUACAAAGAUGAAGUGGUUGAAAGACUACACGGCUUUCGUUCCCGCGUAGACAACACUAUAAAAGUUCUUAUCAGGUGGUCUAUGUUAAUAGUUUCAGAUAAUAUGGUGUGGAUGCAUAAUUUGUUACAAGAAAUGGGUAGAGCAAUUGUUCGUGAAGAGUCAAAAGAACCUGGUGAACGUAGCAGGUUGUGGCUUUCAAAGGACAUUUUUUAUGUUUUGAGAAAUAAUACGGGGACAUCAGCAGUUGAAGGCAUUGUCUUAGACCAUCGUGAAUCAGAAGUGUGUGAAUGCCAUCCCGAAGCCUUUUCAAAGAUGUUUAAUCUUAAAUUUCUCAAACUUCAUAAUGUGUACCUUCAUAAAGGCCUCGCAUGUCUCCCUAACUCCUUACAAUUUCUUGAAUGGAAAGGUUAUCCUUUAGAUUCUCUCCCCUUAGGUUUCAAACCGGAUAAGCUUGUUGAACUCAGCAUGUGUCAUAGUAGGAUUGAACAGCUUUGGAGUGGAAUAAAGGAUUUUGACAAGUUGAAAGUCAUCAAACUUAGUCAUUCAAAAAGUUUGACUAGCACCCCCGAUUUCAAAGAGGUCCAAAAUCUUGAGAGACUAGAUCUUGAGGGAUGUGAAAGUCUAGUUGUGAUCCACUCAUCCAUACGAGUUCUCAAAAAGCUUCUUUUCUUGAAUCUUAAAGACUGCAAAAGUCUUGAUAGUUUGCCAGGUGAGAUUGCAAUGGAAUGCCUGGAAAUUCUUAUCCUUUCUGGUUGCUCAAAUGUUAAAAGGAUUCCUGAAUUUGUUGGAUAUAUGGAGAAUUUGUGGAAGAUUUCUUUAGAUGGGACAGCUAUUGCAGAUAUACCAUCAUCAAUUGAAGGUCUGACUAAACUUUCUGUUCUUGAUAUUAGAGAUUGUGUAAAUCUGACUCGUCUUCCAAACACCAUUGGCAAAUUGAAGUACCUUAAAAGUCUUAAUGCUUCUGGAUGCACACAACUUGCAGAACUGCCUGCAAGCUUUGAGGAACUAGUGUCUUUGGAAAAGCUUGAUUUAAGUGGAACUGCCGUAGAAAAAUGGCCCUUUUCCGUUGUCCAUUUGAAAAAUCUAGAAUCAUUUCUUUUCCGUGGACCAAAAGGGCGAUCACCACAGCCAUGGCAUGUGUUGCUCCCUUUUAGAUGGCCAUUGAUGAGUCGUCAACCUAUGACUGAGUUCUUGCCUCGUUUGUCAGGGUUAUGUUCUUUAAGGGAGUUAGAUCUACGUGAUCACAAUCUUCGGGAUGGAACAAUCCUCGCUGAUAUUGGUUGCUUAUCUUCUUUGGUAUCAUUGAACUUGAGUGGAAAUGAUUUUGUUAGCCUUCCUGAAAGCAUUAGCCAGCUUUCUCAGCUUGAGAACUUAUAUUUGAGUGGUUGCCGGAGUCUUGAACACCUUCCAUUCCUUUCAUCAACUAAAAGUUUACAAGUGACUGCCGAUGGAUGCACUUCAUUGGAAAGGCUCCAACAUCCAUUGAAUUUGGAUACAUUAAAUUCUUCAUGUUUCAAUUUGAUGAAUUGCUUUGGAUUGGUUGAGAAAGAAAGCCACGACCAUAAAACAUUCACUAUGCUCCAAAAAUACCUUCAGAGAAUCUCGUAUCCACGAGAUAGGUUUGAAAUUGUAAUUCCUGGAAGUAAUAUUCCUUGGUGGUUCAGUCAUCAAAGAGUGGGAUCUUCAGUAAGAAUACAGGUAACUCCGAAUUGGUGUAGUAACAAGUGGAUGGGAUAUGCUCUUUGCGCUGUUUUUCAAGUUUUCAGCAGUGGAUGGGAGGUCUCUUGUAUUUUGCAAGUCAAUGGAAAAAGAAAGUACCCUGCGCCUGCAUUAUCAACUGAUGUCCAGCCCGUUUCGGAUCAUCUUUGGCUAUUCUAUGUGACUCGUGACACAAGCUUUGGUACCGAAUGGCAAAAGAGUUGUGAUCAGUUAACAUUUUCAUUUGAAAGCUCAGGCCCCAGCUUGGUCAAGAGUUGCGGUGCCCGUUUGAUUUACGAACGAGAUGUGAAAGAGUUCAACGAAGUAUUGACACAAUCCAGCAGCAACAUCUCUACUUAAAAACACAAUGAGGGGAAAGGACACAGUGGAACUCAUAGUUUUGAUGAAGAAUUAUAGUUCAAAUUCACCUUUGCCGCACCAAUUAUCUAAUUCCCUCCCUAAUGUCAUAAGAAGCCCAAAGAUAUUUCAAGCCCAA
Messenger RNA from Prunus avium (sweet cherry), 4109 nucleotides. NCBI's taxonomy places the organism in Eukaryota, Viridiplantae, Streptophyta, Magnoliopsida, Rosales, Rosaceae. The record is from RefSeq and is a predicted model, not a curated record.